UCAAGGGAAGUGGGUAUAAUUGUUGUGGUUUUGGUUUUUGAGAUGGCAGGAUCGUCAGAGAAGCAAGUGGUGGUGAUCGGAAUAGAUGACAGUGAACAGAGCACGUACGCUCUCAAAUGGACCCUUGAUCACUUCUUUCCGAGUCCAAUCUUCAAGCUGGUUCUCGUUCACUCCAGACCCACCGCCACUUCCGCCGUGGGUCUCGCCGGACCUGUGUAUGUAGGUGCCGCUGAGAUAUUGCCUAUUGUAGAUUCUGAUUUGAGAAAGAUUGCGGCCAGAGUCGUUGAUUCCGCUAGACAACUUUGCAUCGACAAAUCUGUAGAUGAUGUCACAGCGGAGGUUGUGGAAGGCGAUCCCAGAAAUGUUCUUUGUGAUGCUGUGGAAAAGUAUCAUGCAGCAGUAUUGGUUGUGGGUAGUCACGGUUAUGGAGCUAUAAAAAGGGCUGUUUUAGGGAGUGUAAGUGAUUAUUGUGCUCAUCAUGCUCACUGCACGGUAAUGAUAGUGAAGAAGCCAAAAAUCAAACAUUGAUCUGCAUUGUCUGUGUUCGUGAUACAACAAUAAACAUAGUCCUUACAUUAAUACUCGUCAAAUUCGGAGCUAUGCUUCUUCGACUAUGUCAUACUUGUUCUUAUGAUGUAAUAGACUUUACUUCUAAAGAUUGAAAUCAUAAAAUACUUCCGCUUUGUUUUGUACACAAUAAGUUAUUGAAGUAAAUAUGUUUGAUUAGUUCUUUCCUGCGCAA
Molecule: messenger RNA, 742 nt
Organism: Vigna angularis (adzuki bean)
Lineage: Eukaryota; Viridiplantae; Streptophyta; Magnoliopsida; Fabales; Fabaceae
Product: universal stress protein PHOS32-like
Exons: 4
Coding region: 43-528 (161 amino acids)
Source: RefSeq, a predicted model, not a curated record